UAUGAGAGCCACCCAGCGACCCUCCGUCAACCUGAGCGCACCAAAUGCUCGCAGACUCGCCCCGCGACGACACGCUCGGCCGGCGCUCGCGCAAGCUCUGGGCCGCGGCCGCCGUGCUCGGUGCUGGCAGCAAGAGCCGACCCGUCUCCUCUUCUGUGACGCCCGCAGCGGCGAGCGUCCCCCUCUGCGUCGAGGCCAAGUCGCCGCCACGAAGCAAGCAUGGUCGGCGCCGCUCGCUCUUCUUCCGGCGUCCGUCAAAGGCCAGCGAGCUGGGCUCCGAUGAGGAGGUGGGCAAGGAGGCCGUGGCCGAGACGGUCAUUGCAGUCGACAAGCAGCUCUUUAAGCUGGAGCGCUACACUUUGGCUGCCGAGCCACGAGCAGCACGCUUGGGCAUGGACACGGCGAGAGUGGACCGGGCAGAUGGGCCGCCGUCGCCUAACAGCUGCCAGCCGAGUGCAGAUGUGCUGCUGCAGGUCCUCCUUCCCAGCAGCGUCGCUCGGCCCGGUCGGCCCUCGCAAGAUGUGCCUCGAAGGCCAUCUCCUGAACCCGUCUCUCCUUGGACCUCGAGGGCCUCAAUCGAAUACGAUGCGAACGCACGGAUGCCGUUCCUAGAGCUGCUGGACAGCAGGGCCGCGCCCGCGGGCCAUGGAGCGCUGGCUCCGCCGACGCCUCUGCCUCCGCGCCGCCCGAAGCCAUCACGCAGGCGCACCGUCGCCGCUGGCGAGCAGGACGACACCUCUGCAAGUCCGGCGAGCCCGCAGCGCAAGCGCGGCGCCACGAUGCGCGCAGCAUCCACCGAGCGUGGUUCGACGCGCAGCAGUCCGGUGCGGCUCGCGUCGCUGGUCGAGGCGCUGUCAAAGCCGAGCAUCAGCCAGGGAUCACGCAGCCGCAGCGGCAGCUCGGCAACGCUGUCUGCCGCUCCUGGCACUCCUUCGCCCCACGCUACUGCCGCAUUCGGCACUCGCCCGAGGAGCGGCAGCAGCGCGAGUCGCCGCACCCCUCGCUUGGGAGCAGCGCAGAGCCGACGAGCCGGACACGUUGGCCGCGGCGACGCCUCGACCGCCUCGCGCCCCUCGGCACAGAAUCCCACCACGCCCAAGACGGAUGCAGGCAGACGGCAGCUUGCGCCCUUCGCCACGCCGACGUUUGGCGGGUCCGACUCGCUUUGGAGCGCCAAAGUCGCAGCGCCGCACUCGCCGUCGAUGGACAGCACUGUCGCGCAGGCCGGCGGCUGGAACGACGACGAGGACGCGUCCGCCUACAGCUGGGACUUUGUGUCGCAGCAGCGCAGCGAGCCGCCGGCGUCCGAGUACUUCUCGGCCGUCUCGCGCCGGACCGAGUUCUCCCUUGCUGCGCCGGGCAGCCACGGCCUCGCUGGCCUUGGGCUAAUGGCCGGUGGCCCGCGAUGA
Tilletiopsis washingtonensis is the source of this 1409-nucleotide messenger RNA. RefSeq lists its product as hypothetical. Bases 45 to 1409 code for a protein of 454 amino acids. The record is from RefSeq and is a predicted model, not a curated record. NCBI's taxonomy places the organism in Eukaryota, Fungi, Basidiomycota, Exobasidiomycetes, Entylomatales. The transcript has a single exon.